Ochlerotatus camptorhynchus is the source of this 1055-nucleotide messenger RNA. RefSeq names its product hydroxysteroid dehydrogenase-like protein 1. Gene Ontology annotation, molecular function: oxidoreductase activity. Lineage: Eukaryota; Metazoa; Arthropoda; Insecta; Diptera; Culicidae. Gene Ontology annotation, cellular component: endoplasmic reticulum. Bases 39 to 995 code for a protein of 318 amino acids. The record is from RefSeq and is a predicted model, not a curated record. The transcript has 4 exons.
UACAGAUCGCAUUGAGUCCGGUUGACCACAAACCGAACAUGAUGCUUCUGCUGCUCUUUUUGGCGAUCAUUGGAGCUUAUGCCGCUGCUUGGUGGCUACUGGAGAACCUCAUCCUGCCGCUGUUUCGAAUCGUAUGGGGCACGCUGAAGCAGCCACUCUGCGGAAAGAAGUCACUAGCCGAACGCUAUGGGCGAUGGGCAGUCAUAACCGGAGCAACCGAUGGCAUUGGAAAAGGCUAUGCAGUCCACCUGGCUCGAAAAGGGAUGAACUUGGUGUUGAUAUCUCGUUCCGAAGCCAAGCUGAUCAAGGUCAGUCGAGAGAUUCAAAUUGACACCGGAGUUCAGAUCAAAUUGAUCGUGGCUGAUUUUUCGAAAGGUGAUAGCAUCUACGACCGCAUAGGAAAGGAACUGGAACCGGUUGAUGUGGGAAUUCUCGUUAACAAUGUUGGUAUGGCUUCGGAUCGUAUGGAUCAUUUUGAAAACCACCGUCAACAGCACUAUCUCCAGAUGGUGAACGUCAACGUGCUCUCAGUGCUGAUGAUGACCCACAUAGUACUGCCGAAGAUGAAGCAAGCUGGCCGAGGCAUAAUCAUCAACAUAUCGUCUGGAACGGCUAAACUACCUGCUCCGUACAUAACCGCAUAUUCAGCAUCGAAGAGUUUCGGUCAUAAUUUUACGCUAGCUUUGCAACAGGAGCUGCGUGGGAGUGGAGUUGAAUGCCAGCUCGUGGUGCCCGGAUUCGUGCGAACCAAUAUGGUUGAUGCCUGGGAUGUGACCAGGUUCGGUGGAAAGCUUAUACCGGAUGCCAACCAGUUUGGAGCGAGUGCCACUUGGUUGAUUGGGAAAUCGGAUUGUACCAGCGGACAUUGGUAUCAGGGGACUUUUAUGCUGCUUACCAUGCUAGUUCCUCAGUAUGUUCGUAUGAGAGUCAAUGCUGCAAUUUUCAAGCAUUUGAUGGACGGGCAACAUGUCGAAGUGAAGCGAACAAGUUUGUAAAAUAGAUUACCGAAGUGCUCUGAUCAUGUAUUCCAAAUAUACAUAUUUACUUAUGAUAAA